This is a messenger RNA of Scedosporium apiospermum, 5451 nucleotides long. Its product is annotated as NFX1-type zinc finger-containing protein 1. Gene Ontology annotation, biological process: regulatory ncRNA-mediated heterochromatin formation. The record is from RefSeq and is a predicted model, not a curated record. Gene Ontology annotation, molecular function: metal ion binding; helicase activity. Gene Ontology annotation, cellular component: nuclear RNA-directed RNA polymerase complex. Bases 1 to 5451 code for a protein of 1816 amino acids. NCBI's taxonomy places the organism in Eukaryota, Fungi, Ascomycota, Sordariomycetes, Microascales, Microascaceae. The transcript has 6 exons.
AUGGCCCCCAGCGGUCGCUCUCGACGGGUUCCUCCCCAUCGCCGUGGAGGGAACCGAGUCCCCGCCCCUGAUAACCAUCGCGGCCCUGAUGGCAACCUCUCGAAGAGAAAUGUGUGCCGGCAAUUCCAAAGAUUUGGCUCGUGUCGUUAUGGCCCCGACUGCAGAUUCUCCCACGCCUCGGCCACUGAGGAUUCUAGGCCAGUCGAUCCCGCCAUGGACCUCCGGGGCGAGGAUGUUCUCCAGACACAAUACUACGACUUCAAACGCCUUCUCAGGACCGGCGGCACUCCACGCGGAGUGCCCUUAAGCCGUCGCAUUUCCCAGCUCUGGGCCAAUGCUCUCGAUGUGCUUAACGGUGAUAACCAAGAGUUGCAUCAUCGCUUGGUGAGAGACCUUGUUAGCGACGAACUGAGGGGAUACGACUUCAUAUCUUUCACAAUGAAAAUGGAAGACGCUGAUAAUGCCGUGACUUUUCCUUCCGUGAAUGACUUUCUAAAAGUCAUCACCCAUCCCUCGCUGCUCGACCCGAUGUCUAUCGAUUCAUUCGUCAGCACUGUUUACAGUUUUUUCGGCGGUUCGAAUGGGGACCGAGCCAUAGACUUUUUCAGUUGCCUCUGCAAGCGUCUGAGAGAUAGCCCUCCGAACCCCGACCCAUCCACCGAGGAAAUGAUAUUGCAGAUGGUACGGGCCAUCUCGACACUGCAGGCUCGACAGCCGAAAAGUGGUUUCAACGAUAGUUUCCCCCAAUUGUUAGAUAUACUACAAGCCCUCAUCGCCCCUUCCGAGCCGGCGGCGAACAAAACGUCCGAAGCCUCCGUGCGCAUCAAUUUUCUGAAACGAUCGAUAACACGAGGGAGGUCACGGCUCGUAACUGCCGACCCUCAACCGCCAGGUCCCUCCAAUACUCAACCAGGCCGCAGCGUUUACCCGAUGGACGUCGUCGUCCCUGGAGGUAGACAUGACAACGACUUUGCCGAUAUUUCUCAAAUACAGAUCCUACCAACCUAUGGCGAGAUCACGAGCACCGCCGCUGAAUGCCUACCCUCGACGAACCUUCUCCAACCCCACUACCUCGGUGACAUGGUCCCACGGCACAUCGACUCUGCCUUUAGACUGCUACGGCAUGAUAUUUUCGGACCCGUGAAGGAUGUUUUACGAGACCUUCUCGGCCAAGACAUCUCCAAUACUUCCCAAAAGCCCCAUAUUCGAGCCGAUGCUGGCGCACGUCUCUAUCGCAAGGCCGGCAUUGCGCAGGUAUUCGUUGAGAGGAAUGGACUCGAGGUCGCCGUCUCCUUUGAGACGCCUCCUCAACUGGGUGGAAAAUCUGUUGCUGAACAGCGCAGGUGGUGGCAAGACUCCUCUCGCCUCGAGGAGCAAGCUUUAGUUGCUUUCGUUUACUCACAUGGAGAAGACAAGAAGCUCCUUUUCCUCGAGGUGACUGCCAAAAAGACGGAGAAUACCAAGGGAGGUCGUGACAAUAUUUCCCUCGUCUCCAAGGACCAUCCCCCCAAGAUCCAAGCGAAGCUAGCCUCGUUCACUCAAGACAAUGUCAGCGUCCUCCUCAAGAUCCACACUGAGCAUCUGAAGGGUGUUUUGGUUGAGUUUAAUGGCUUGAUCCCAGCCACCUUUGCACCAAUCCUGGCCAAUCUCAAACAAAUGAUGCGAGAUGGCGAGAUGCCUUUCCAGCAAUGGAUCCUUCCUACUACUGGCCCCGAUGGAAGUAACACUACUAACAUCAUACCGCCCCCAGCCUACGCGCGUAAAAGGCAACUCGUUCUUAACUUGGACCCAAUCUCCAAGGUGCCGGGCCUGACCAUUACUCCAUCUACCGCCAGCAUCCCCGGGGAAGUUGACUUUCCCAAGCUGGAAGAAGCAACAGGUCUGGACCAUGGCCAAUGUAGGGGCCUUGUCGCUGCGCUUUGCCGGGAGUACGCCCUGAUCCAAGGGCCACCUGGUACGGGCAAAUCGUACCUGGGAGUGAAGCUCGUGAGGCUUCUCCUGCACAACAAAUUAGCAGCCGGCCUAGGACCAAUACUGGUAAUUUGUUAUACGAAUCACGCAUUGGACCAGUUUCUGAUGCACCUCCUUGCCGAGGGCAUCACUAAAAUCAUCCGUAUCGGUGGGCGCUCCCAAGUGCAGGACCUCGAAGGCCAUAACCUCCGCGUCGUAAGCAGGACGUACCCGAAAACCACGGUUGAAAAUACAACCCUUGGCCAAACUUAUGAACAACUUGAGAAGCUCAAGUCGAAUGCUGGCUAUCAGCUCCGACCUCUCCACCAACUGAAGAAUGGGCCAACCUGGGAAGGAUUGAAGGACUUCCUGAAGAAAGAGAGUAUGCGCAUAUAUCUCCAACUUGCGCCUAAGGAUGAUGAGGGGUUUGUCGUCGUUGGAGGCGACAGGGUUAAGACGUGGCUUGGCAAACGUCCACGGUCAAUGCCGGAAUCGGGCAGGCAAACCAACGUAAAGGAUGUGGAGGGUCUCUUCCACCGGGCCGAACAAAAUAUCAAGUCCCUCUCCCACAGGGAACGUUGGAUUCUCGUCGAUGACUGGAUCGCAAAGAUUAACGAGGAACAGAACGAACGCCUUUUCGAGGCACUCGAACAAACCAAUCGCAGUCAGGAAUCUAUCCAGCGCGUGUACGAUGAGAUCAAUCGCCGGGUCCUGGUCGGUGCGGAUGCUAUUGGUAUCACUACCACCGGCCUCGCUCGGAACAUUGAGAUGCUUCGCCGUGUCCGCCCGAAGGUGGUCAUCUGUGAGGAAGCGGCUGAGGUGAUGGAGGCUCAUAUUAUUUCUGCAUUCAUGCCGGGUGUCGAACAUAUCAUUCAGAUUGGCGAUCACCGUCAGCUGCGGCCCCAGAUUAACAAUUACUCUCUUAGUCUCGAAACAGCGACGGGUUUACAGUGGCAACUGGACCGCAGCCAGUUCGAGAGACGUGCCAAGGGCGAGCCCGGUAUGCGUCCGGCUCCGGUUGCCCAACUUGACGUCCAGCGGAGAAUGAGACCGGAGAUCUCGCGAUUGAUUCGGACCGUUUACCCCAAUCUCAGAGAUCACGAGAAGGUCCUAGAGCACCCACCAGUUGUGGGGAUGCGCCAUAAUCUUUUCUGGUUGCAGCACAACCAUCCAGAAGAGUCUCGUGACGACGAUUCCCGUGUCAAAUCCCACAGCAACGACUGGGAAGUCGGGGUGGCGGCAGCCCUGGUCCGCCAUCUUGUUCGGCAGGGCGCGUAUUCGAAUACUGAUAUCGCCCUCUUAACUCCCUACACUGGGCAGUUGAAAAAGCUACGGGCCGCGCUACGCAAGGAUUUUGAAAUUGUUGUAAGCGACCGGGAUCUAGAGAAGCUCGCCCAGGACGAUGAAGAAGUCACGGAUGAAUCUGAGGAAUUUGCCAGUGGUGACGGAAAAUAUCACAAGCAACUGGAAAAAAAGCAGCUCCUCCAAACACUGCGCGUCGCAACUGUGGACAACUUCCAAGGCGAGGAAGCCAAAAUCAUCAUCGUGUCCUUGGUCCGAAGCAAUCAGAAGCGCAAAGUCGGGUUCCUCCGCACCGAGAACAGAAUCAAUGUGCUGCUGAGCCGUGCCCAACACGGCAUGUACUUGAUUGGGAACGCCGAGACAUACUUGCACGUUGAUAUGUGGGCAGAUGUGCAUUCCCAGCUCUCCGAAGCAAAUGCUGUCGGUGACGCGAUCCCUCUAUGCUGCCCUCGACACCGGGAUACAGAGAUCCUCUGUUCAACCCCCGAUGAUUUCGUGCGGAAGAGUCCAGAAGGCGGGUGUAACCUUCCCUGCGUUAACCGACUUGAGCCCUGCGGUCAUCGGUGUCAGGCCAGUGUCCCGGUUCGUGCGGCCGGUGCCGACGUACUGACGGUGGAUCUACCGUCCCUGAACAUAUGGAGUGUGCGAAAAUUUGUGACCGAUCCUUCGGCGCCUGCAGCCAUCGGUGUGCUAGGAGAUGCCAUCAAGAGGACUCGGAAUGUGGAACUUGUGAGAACAAAUGCGAGGUCCGUUGUCCUCACUCUCGUUGCGCAUCCGUCUGCGGUUCACCCUGCGUUCCUUGUAUCGAAAAGUGCACCUGGUCUUGCAGCCAUCAAGGCUCAUGCACGAUGCCUUGCGCCGCUCCAUGCAACCGACUCCCCUGCGACGAGCGCUGCAAAAAGCUCCUCUCAUGUGGCCAUCAAUGCCCUACCUACUGCGGCGAAGAAUGUAGACCUGCUCGAAGGCAAGGUAUACUCCGAGAUCGACCUGGAGGAAUCUCCUGUCGUCUUCUUGUCCUGCGGCCACUUCUACACUGGCGAAAACUUGGAUAUGCUCAUGGGCAUGUCGGAGGUGUACGCCCUCGACUCGGCCGGGCGAUAUAGUGCGCUGCUUGACAUUCCUAGUGCCUUGGCCAAACGUGUGCCAUCUUGCCCGGCAUGCCGACGGCCCAUCCUCCAGUUCUCAACGAAGAGGUACAACCGCGCCGUCAACAAAGCCGUUAUGGAUGAAACCUCGAAACGGUUCGUGACUAAAGGACUGCGUGAUCUCGCCGAGCUCCAAAAACAAGUUGAACCACUCAGGGACAACCUUUCAUCCAGUUUCGCCAUCUUCAGCUUAGUUAACUGGAGCAAAGCCCGCCUUUCAGCCAGGUAUUCGGGUGCUACAAAGCUAAUCCAUGACGCUAGUAAAACAGGGAAGCGGAUGAGUGAGGAACACCAGCCCGCCAAGAAAUUACACGAUGCCAUCGUACUUCGCCGACGCGAGAUGGACGAGACACUCUCGCUCAACGAGAGGAUGGAGGGAUUACGUCUCUCGCCCGGUCCACAGGAACAACCGACUGAACGUUAUGUAUCAGCUUUGGAUAAACAACUCACUCUCAAAGCACAAUUGAUUCAGAUCGACAUCCGGGAAGUCAUGAUUCGUGACGUGGCGCGCUUGGUGCAAAAGUCGCCCACCCUUCAGACACUUGCCCACCAGUUCCAGCCCCCGGUCUCCGACUUUGUGAAAGACUGUAAACACCUCAUUGACGAAUCCAAGCUCGCCAGCCUUCCCCGGAUCGUUAUCUCUGUAACACUGUCGCUUGUCAGAAUUUCUCUCCUGCAGCGCAGGGACGCUAAGGUGCCUCAAGAGGAGAUUCGGGAGCGCUUAGACGAGGCCCUGACUCUAUGCAACAUGCUUCCUGACAACAGCGAGAUAAAGGAGAGUAUCGAGGAGUUUAUCCGGCUCACGGAGGGCCCGCGGUAUGAGGAAGUGACUCCCGAGGAGCUCGCUUCGAUCAAGAUGGCCAUGGUAACUGGGCCAAGGGGAAUUGCAACCCAUUCAGGCCAUUGGUAUAACUGUGUUAACGGACAUCCGUUCGCCAUCGGAGAAUGCGGGAUGCCGAUGGAGCUUGCACGUUGCCCCGAGUGCAAUGAACCCAUUGGCGGCCGGGAUCACCAGCUCGUUGAUGGUGCAACUCGAGCUACGGAAAUGGAGUAA